This is a messenger RNA of Porites evermanni, 1243 nucleotides long. NCBI's taxonomy places the organism in Eukaryota, Metazoa, Cnidaria, Anthozoa, Scleractinia, Poritidae. The record is from the annotation of a GenBank genome assembly.
AUGACAGAGGAACCGGCGGUCUACUUCUCAUCGUUCGUUGUAAACUGCGUAUUGAAUGCCUUCUUAUCUUACAAUACCAUCCUGCUGAACAUUGUAACUAUACACGUACUGAGGAAAACUCCAUCGUUGCCGAAGACUUUGAAAACAUUGCUGUUUAGUUUAACAAUUUCUGAUCUCUUGGUUGGGCUGCUGGUAGAACCUUUGCACAUUGUUCUGCUAGUCAAGGAGAUGCACCAAGACACAAGUAGCAAAGUUUACACCACAAUGCUUACCGCAUUUCUUAUCAUGGUCAAUUUUCUUUCUUCUGCUUCGUUCUUUAGUGUUGUGGCUAUAAGUGCGGAUAGAUUUCUUGCCAUUUAUCUCCAUCUUCGAUAUCAGGAACUGGUAACAUCGAAGCGCGUUUUUAUAGGAACGAUCUCAAUUUGGAUUUUCAGUGCGUCUUUUUCGAUAUCUGGUUUCAGAUGGGCCCCAGAAAAUCGCCGCUACAUUAUAUUUGCGAGUAUCGAGGUACUAUGUUACUUAUGUACAGCAAUUUUUUAUUACAAGUUGUAUGCAGCAGUUCAGCGUCUUACAAUUCAAGGUGUAGCAGCACAAGAUAUACUGAAUAUUGCGAGGCAGAAAAAAUCUGCUUUUGGAACUUUCUUUGUCUAUCUCGUGUUUUUGGUUUGCUAUUUGCCAAAGACAUGUCUUAAUAUCAUUGUUAUUAUUUUAGAACCAAGCAAGCUAAUAUACAAUACAUCAAUUUGUGCGACGACGCUAAUGUUCCUUAAUUCGUGUCUCAAUCCGCUCAUUUAUUCUUGGAAAAUGAAGCAUAUCCGACGCAACCUUGUGCAAAUUCUGAUCACUAUAAGUUCACCCCGCAAAAGGGUUGUUCAUUAAGUGACAUAAUAAAAGCAGGUGUACGUAAUUGAACUGAUAAUCAAGGGCAUCUUUUUUUGCAUGGCCAAUAAUUUUUGAAAUAAUACAAGUAUAGAAAAUCGUCUUACCCACAGCGUUAAGUCGCAGAAUUGACAAAAAUAAUCCAUCCUACUUUUGUUGUUUAAGCUCCAAAAAAGUAAGAGUUCGAAUUCGUUCCUUCUCCUUUUGUGAUCGGGCUCUAGAUCCUUGGCCCUUCGUUCAUAUUUAAAAUGAUAUUUUGCAGCGCGAACAUGACUAUUACUAAGUCAGAAUGUGGGAAGAACCAGCUAAAUUGGGGCUGAUAGAUUUCAGAUUUUUCGUGUUUUUGCCUUCUUUCAGUUAAGAG